UUGCAGUCACCGGCAGCGCGCAAGCUUUCAGCGCCUCGUAACGGGCUGAGCUGUACCCGCGGUUAUUACCGGAUUAAAGUGAAACCAGUUACAGCGGGACUGGAGCUGAGCCCUCACUGUGGGAGUUUUUGUGCAACUUUGCCGCCUUGAGGAGUCGACAGCUGAGAGCCGAGGAGCCUUCCCAGCCCGCGGACAUGGAAUAAGGAGGAGGAGAGGAGACAGGCGGCAGGAGGCCUGCGGAGCACUGAGGCUAGCUAGAGGAGCUAACAGCUAGCUAGAGGAGCUAACAGCUAGCUAGAGGAGCUAACAGCUAGCUAGAGGAGCUAACAGCUAGCUAGAGGAGCAGCCUACCCGCGUUUGGGACGCUGUGCUAACUAGCUAGGUGCUAUUUGUGUUAGCAUAACAAUUAGCCAUCCAGGGUUGUUUUGAUGUUGAUAGGCUGGAGGAGCCUGCUCGGGUCCACAGACAUCACACGUUUUUCCGGAACUUUCUCUAAGUUUUAAUUCAACCUUCUGCUCUCACGUUGUGUUAAUAGGAAGCUAGCUAGACACGUCUUUGUCCUACACAGUGGUUAGAGGAACCAGAUUGUUUCUACAAAGGACUGCAUGUUGAUGAGCAGACGUGGGUUGGACGCAGUCUAGACCUCCCAGCGUCUCCGUCCCUCCGGACACUGUCUCCUGUCUCCGGCCGGCUCCAGUGGCUGGCCACACGGCGCUGACUGCCCAAUGGAGGAUCAUGACAACAUGGACUAUUUUUACCAGCAGGUACUGCAGAAAGAUGUGACUCGUAGGUUGCAGGUCGGUCAGGACCUCAUCGACUACCUGAACGAGCCGAGCCGCUCCCCGGACGUGGAGCAGGACAAACCCCGGCUGGAUAAGACCAUCGACGAGCUGACGGGAUGGGUGAACUCCAGCAAUUUCAAGGUGGCGUUGAUGGGGAUAGACAUCUGUGGUGCGUUCGUGGAUCGCCUAGGAGAGCGUUUCAGAGGAUACCUUGGCACAGUUGUGCCAGCUUUGGUGGACAGACUGGGCGAUUCGAAGGACCAGGUCAGGGAGAACAGCCAAGCUCUCAUCCUUCGCCUGAUGGAGCAGACUGCCCCGCCCAUGUACGUUUGGGAAAGGCUACUUCCUGGUUUUAAACACAAGAACUUCCGCAGUCGAGAAGGAAUCUGCCUCUGUCUCAGUGCCACGCUCAGCACGUACGGAGCCCAGCCAUUGAGCCUCAGUAAACUAGUUCCUCAUCUCUGCUCUCUGACUGGAGACCAGAACCCACAGGUACGUGAGGCCUCCAUAGCAACAUUGGUGGAUGUUUAUCGUCACGUGGGAGACAAAGUCCGAGCAGACCUGGGAAAGAGAGGUCUGCCUGCUGCACGGUUACAGACGUUAUUCGCUCGUUUUGAUGAAGCCUUGAAUUCAGGCAAUAUGGCUCUCAGCCCGAGUCACGAUCGUAGUUUUGAAGAUGAUGACAGUGUGGAUGGGAAUCGUUCUUCCUCAGCCCAGGCUGCCUUCAAGGUCCCAAAAGUUCCCAAGAAGCCUGCGGAGUCCUCUGCUGCACGCCGGCCCAGCGCCACCGGCGGCAAGCUUGUAUCCAAGGAAAGUGCCGGAGGAGUUGAUGAAGAGGACUUUAUUAAAGCCUUCACAGACGUCCCCUCUGUCCAGAUUUACUCAGCGAGGGAUCUUGAAGACAACCUGAAUAAGAUCCGUGAAAUCUGCUCUGAUGACAAACACGACUGGGACCAGAGAGCCAACGCUAUGAAGAAGGUCCGCUCACUGCUGGUGGCGGGCGCGACAAAUUACGACUGUUUCUACCAGCAUCUACGGCUCCUGGAUGGAGCCUUCAAACUGUCCGCUAAAGACCUGCGCUCACAAGUCGUCCGAGAGGCCUGCAUCACUGUGGCCUAUCUUUCAUCAGUGCUGGGUAAUAAGUUUGACCAUGGUGCGGAAGCUAUUGUUCCCGUCUUGUUCAACCUCAUCCCCAACUGUGCCAAAGUCAUGGCCACCUCCGGUAUGUUGGCUAUUCGCAUCAUCAUACGGCACACCCACGUCCCCAGGCUCAUCCCCCUGAUCACCAGCAACUGCACAUGCAAGUCUGUGGCUGUUAGAAGGCGCUGUUAUGAUUUCCUAGACCUUCUGCUACAGGAAUGGCAAACCCACUCUCUGGAGAGGCACACGGCAGUUUUGGUUGAGAGCAUCAAGAAGGGAAUUCGAGAUGCAGACUCAGAGGCCAGAGUGGAGGCUCGCAAGGCCUACUGGGGUCUGAGGAACCACUUUCCAGUGGAGACCGACGCUCUCUACAACUCCUUGGAGCCAUCGUACCAGAGGACCCUUCAGUCCUGCCUGAAGAGCUCCGGCAGCGUGGCCUCUCUUCCCCAGAGUGACCGCUCCUCGUCCUCCUCUCAAGAGAGCCUCAAUCGGCCUCUGACUUCUAAAUGGUCAGCAGCUCCGGGGCGAGUCCCUGCGGGUUCAAAGGGUGGGGUGUCGUCGGCAUCCCUGCAGCGUUCCCGUAGCGACGUGGAUGUAAACGCAGCAGCAGUCGCUAAGCACCGGAACGUUGGACAGACCAGGGGAGCAGGGCGCCUGCCCCCUGGCUCCUACUCCUCACUGGGGACCAGGUCAGACAAUGGCCGUGUCCGUACUAAGCAGCCCUUGUCCACUGCCAGCAGCGUGUCGAGCCAGGUGGACUCACGAGGACGCAGCCGCACCAAGAUGGUUUCCCAGUCCCAACCUGGCAGUCGGAGUGGCUCCCCGGGUCGUGUGCUGACGAGUACGGCCCUGAGCACCAUGAGCUCAGGGGCCCACCGAGUGCUGGCCGGGUCCAGUGGGGACAAGAACAGACGCAGCCGUAUCCCCCGUAGCCAGGGCUGCUCCAGAGACUCCUCCCCCACCCGCCUGUCAGUUGCUCCUUCCAGCAUUAGUUCCAUCUACAACGGAGCGAGCAGAGGAGCUCGGGGCAGUCGUAUCCCUCGGCCCAGUAUGAGUCAGGGCUGCAGCAGAGAGGCCAGCAGGGAGAGCAGCCGCGACACGAGCCCCGUUCGCUCCUUCACACCCCUCGCAACGCGGAACUACUCUCGCUCCACCGGAGCUCUCCACACACCUGAUGUUUUUGGUGCUGCAGGAUCGGGUUUGGGCAUCAGUCAGUCCAAUCGUCUUUCCUCUUCAGUCAGUGCCAUGAGGGUCCUCAACACAGGCUCAGACGUAGAAGAGGCUCUUGCAGAUGCUCUGAAGAAGCCAGCACGGCGACGGUAUGAAAACUACGGCAUGUACUCCGAUGAUGAUGCCAACAGCGACGCAUCCAGCGCCUGUUCGGAGAGGUCCUACAGCUCCAGGAACGGAGGAGCCAUUCCCACAUACAUGAGACAGACGGAAGACGUAGCUGAGGUGUUGAACCGUUGUGCCAGCGCCAACUGGUCAGAGAGGAAGGAGGGGCUGCUGGGCCUACAGGCGCUGCUGAAGAACCAACGCACCCUCAGUCGGGUAGAGUUGAAGAGGCUGUGUGAAAUCUUCACCAGGAUGUUUGCCGACCCUCACAGUAAGCGAGAUUCCGGCAGAGUGUACGGCACGGCAGAAUCCGGUAUAAGCUCAGCCUCCUUCAAGAGAGUGUUCAGUAUGUUCCUGGAGACCCUGGUAGAUUUCAUCCAGGUCCAUAGAGAAGAUCUGCAGGACUGGUUGUUCGUCCUGCUCACACAGCUGCUGAAGAAGAUGGGAGCUGACCUGCUGGGCUCCGUUCAGGCCAAAGUUCAAAGAGCCCUGGAUGUCACACGAGAGUCUUUCCCCAACGACCUUCAGUUUACUAUUCUCAUGAGGUUUACUGUGGACCAGACACAGACGCCCAACCUCAAGGUGAAGGUGGCCAUUUUGAAGUAUAUCGACACGCUGACGUUACAGAUGGAAGCUCCAGACUUUGUGAACUCCAGUGAGACUCGGCUCGCCAUCUCCCGCAUCAUCACCUGGACGACUGAACCCAAGAGCUCUGACGUCAGAAAGGCGGCCCAGUCGGUGUUGAUCUCACUGUUCCAGCUCAACACUCCAGAGUUCACCAUGCUGCUGGCAGCUCUGCCCAAAACCUUCCAGGACGGAGCCACCAAGCUGCUUCAAAACCAUCUGAAGAACACUGGCAACGCUGCACAGGCACCAAUGGGCAGCCCUCUGACACGCCACACCCCCCGAUCUCCAGCAAGCUGGUCCAGCCCGGUUACGUCCCCAACCAACACCUCCCAGAACACCCCCUCACCAAGUGCAUUUGACUACGACACAGAGAACAUGAACUCAGAGGACAUCUACAGCUCACUGAAAGGUGUCACUGAGGCGAUCCAGAACUUCAGCGUCCGCAGCCAAGAGGACAUGAAUGAACCAGUCCACCGGCGGGAGGGAGACGAGGGGGACAGCGGGACAGACGGCAGAGUGUCAGACUUUGUGGACGGAGGCCGCAUGGCUCUGGACAACAAGACAUCCCUCCUCAACACCCCUCUGCUGUCCUCCAGCCCCCGAGGGGCCCGAGACCACUUCUCAGACUCCCCCUUCAAACACAGCCGCAAAGACACCAGCAUGGACGACUCUGAGCAGCUCACAGAUGACAGCAGCCUGGACCAAUCGGAGCUGGUGGCCGAGCUGCUGAAAGAGCUGUCCAAUCACAACGAGCGCAUUGAGGAGAGGAAGGCAGCGCUGUGCGAACUGCUGAAGCUGAUUCGCGAGAACACCCUGCAGGUGUGGGACGAACACUUCAAGACCAUCCUGCUGCUCCUGCUGGAAACGAUGGGUGACAGAGAGCAUGUGAUCCGAACGCUGGCUCUGCGGGUGCUGAGGGAGAUUCUAGGCAAGCAGCCCUGGAGGUUCAAAAACUACGCCGAGCUCACCAUCAUGAAGGCCCUGGAGGCUCACAAAGACCCCCACAAGGAGGUGGUGCGAGCAGCGGAGGAGACGGCAGCCAUGUUGGCGUUGUCCAUCAGUCCAGACCAGUGUGUCAAGGUGUUGUGUCCCAUUAUCCAGUCAGCUGACUACCCCAUCAACCUGGCUGCCAUCAAGAUGCAGACCAAAGUAGUGGAGAGGGUUCCCCGCGAGGGCCUGAUGAGCCUCCUGCCUGAGAUAGUGCCAGGACUCAUACAGGGUUACGACAACUCUGAGAGCAGUGUGAGGAAAGCCUGUGUGUUCUGCUUGGUGGCCAUUUAUGCAGUGAUCGGAGAGGACCUCAAACCGCAUCUCAGCCAACUCUCCAGCAGCAAGCUGAAGCUGUUGAAUCUGUACAUCAAGCGCGCCCAGUCUGGCUCGAGCGGCGGUGAACCUUCGUCUGAGGGCCUAUAGGAGACACGGCGCACUCUCACAGAACUGCAACUCUGCUCCACCACACAUAAAAACAUCAGUUCAUGAACUCGCACCCACACAGACCGAGAACAAAACACACAUCCUAACACCCUUUCACCUGAGCCAACUGCUUACAACCACAUGUUCGCUGCACUCUGGCCAGCAGAUUCACACACACACACACACACACACACACACACACACACACACACACACACACACACACACACACACACACACACACACACACACACACACACACACACACACACAAUCCUCAUACAUUUCCUGCCCCACUACAAGAUGGGAGUUGUGGUGCAGAAGAGAGGAGUGUUGAAGUUCUUCUCUUGAAGAUCCGCCCUGAUCUCAGACUGAACCCUUAAAUAUAAACAGAUAACACACAUUCAGUCACACCCAGGUCUGUCACUAAUCACUCGCAGGAUGAAGAUAUGAAAUGUCCGUCCUCCAUCCCGAACACUACUGCUCCCCCCCUCUGCAUAUUAUCUCGAUGUCAACAGGAAGUGCGUCUGCAUGGUUCUCAUUCUGAAGGGGGGUUAGGGUAACAGAACAGGGCUGAGACGAACGAAUGGUGCCGUCUUGUGUCUUUCUUUGAACAGUGAGUAACUGGGGCCAGGUAGACGGGAAUGUAAAUUUACAUUGUGUCAUAGUUUGGAUUUAUUUUACGCAACGAGGUUUUACUGCAGCGGUUUUAAUGUCUGAAGUUUUUCUCUCUCACACACACACACACACACACACACACACACACACAUAAACACACACACACACUCUCUCUCUCUUUCAAAAAGGUGCUGAUUAGCCUAAAAGGUACGACCAACCAACCGUGCACAGCACUAACGCGAGUCACAGUGAGAGGCCUGCUCAUAGUGAAAACAGUCCAUGGGUGGAUUCCAAAGUAUAAGGAGGUGUUUUGUGCUUGGCUAUGCAUGAGACUAAAUUUAACAUAAAAAUGUUUUUAUUGGAGUUUGAUCGACAGUCAUAAUAGUGGGACUGGGGUUUUAAAUUAAUGUGAACAAUGUCCGCCCCUUUCAGAAAAAAAUUCAUGGUGUCCUCCUUGUUUCACUCCACUUCUGGGCAAAAUGUGGAGGAAGAUGGGUGCGUGCUGCUUACUACAUGAAGUAUGACAGGAUAUGGCUUAUUAUCACAUAGUGGAUAUGUAUCUAUAUAUGAUAUUAAAAUGGAAUAUCCAAUAACUGUCAUUUAGGAGAGUUCCCCGGGGGAGGGGUGCGCACCUGUGCCCAUCCUUUUUUUUUUUUUCUCUUUCUCUGAUGCGCUAGCUGUAGUGUCUCUCUCUCUCUCUCUCACACACUUCUUUUUAUUUCAUUUUCUCUCCUGAGAAAUUUGUAGAAAUGUAUUAUUUACAGCUCUGAAAACAAUUCGUCAUGUCACCCUUUUCUCUCUUCUCUUCAUCGUGUCUUUCUUUCCUUCCUCUUCUCGUAACAUUCUAGUUUUCACUGUUGUGUUUCCUCCGUGCAUUUACAAAGCUGUGCUUACAUUACAAUAAAGAACUUGUA
This is a messenger RNA of Anoplopoma fimbria (sablefish), 6829 nucleotides long. RefSeq names its product cytoplasmic linker associated protein 2 (gene clasp2). The coding region runs from base 726 to 5297 and encodes 1523 amino acids. The transcript has 42 exons. Gene Ontology annotation, molecular function: microtubule binding. Gene Ontology annotation, biological process: mitotic spindle assembly. The record is from RefSeq and is a predicted model, not a curated record. Gene Ontology annotation, cellular component: spindle microtubule; microtubule organizing center; cytoplasmic microtubule. NCBI's taxonomy places the organism in Eukaryota, Metazoa, Chordata, Actinopteri, Perciformes, Anoplopomatidae.